This is a messenger RNA of Penicillium longicatenatum, 768 nucleotides long. RefSeq names its product aminoglycoside phosphotransferase family protein. The coding region runs from base 1 to 768 and encodes 255 amino acids. NCBI's taxonomy places the organism in Eukaryota, Fungi, Ascomycota, Eurotiomycetes, Eurotiales, Aspergillaceae. The transcript has a single exon. The record is from RefSeq and is a predicted model, not a curated record.
AUGGCGUUCCCCAAGGACAUUCAACGAUCAUCAGUGAUCGCCUAUUGUCAAAAUCCGUUACCUGACAAUAUUGUUAGUCAAUACGGAAAACGUGUUAUCAGGAUAUCUGAUCAGGAAGUGGUGAAGUGGGGCCCGGAUGUAACAAAUGGAGAAGCCGAAAAUCAAAGGAUAGCCUACGAACUUGUGGAUAGUCGCAUAGUCCGUAUUCCACGUGUGUAUGCUUUCUUUUCUGAUGAGCGGGGCUGGGGCUAUAUUGUGAUGGAGUUUAUAAAAGGGAAGGUCAUUGAUCCAUUGGAGGAAUUAGGCGCCGUCAAAAAGGUUGCGGGUGUGCUUGACUAUUUCACAACACUACGGCACGCCACUCCUGGCUCUCUAUGUGGAGGGCCUUGUCGUGGGCUCCUCUUCCCUGACACUGAAGAUCUGGUAUUCGAAAGUCCCGACGAGAUGGAGAAGUGGUUUAAUAGUCGACUGCUCUCGCACAAUCCGAAACUGUCAUUUCAGGGCUGCGACUUUGUGCUCUGCCACUUAGAUGUAGCACCUCGAAACAUCCUGUGGCAGGAAGAUGGUUCUCUGUGCCUUAUUGAUUGGGCAUCUGCCGGCUACUAUCCAAGGUUGUUUGAGUUCUGCGUGCAGUGGAUUACUGAAGGAAAGGACGGCAGCUUUAAUUCCCUUCUCUUGGACACGAUGAAUCCUUUGCCCGGUCAAGAGAUGGCGCAAAAAGAGUCCAUUAUGUGUGUUUGGAGAAAUAUUCAGAAGUAUCCUUUGUGA